Molecule: messenger RNA, 711 nt
Organism: Microthlaspi erraticum
Lineage: Eukaryota; Viridiplantae; Streptophyta; Magnoliopsida; Brassicales; Brassicaceae
Source: the annotation of a GenBank genome assembly
AUGGAAUCUCUUCUUCUCGAGAAGAUUGGAUUACUCUCCAACAACAUCUCAAGAGAUGAUCUGAAACCAGGAGAUCACAUCUAUUCAUGGCGCAACGCUUAUAUCUACGCCCAUCACGGAAUUUAUAUAGGAGAUGGGAAAGUCAUCCAUUUCACUCGUGGUGGUGGUCUGGAAAUUGGGACAGGGACUUUUCUGGACAAGAUCAUCGUUAGUUCUGUUCCGAAUCACGGAGGUGACAACAACAACCCUUGUCCUAAUUGUGGAGAGCAAUCAAAUCUCGGCGGUAUAGUCUCUUCUUGCCUUGAUUGUUUUCUCGCCGAUGGAGAUCUCUACCUCUUCGACUACGGUGUCUCUCCGGCAAUCUUCAUGACGAAACUCCGUGGCGGUGUCUGCACAACAGCGGCCUCAGAUCCUGCAGAGCAAGUCAUCUCCCGCGCGAAAUCCCUAUUGACGAGAAACGGGUUCGGUGAUUACCAUGUGUUCGAGAACAACUGUGAAGAUUUCGCGAUAUAUUGUAAGACGAGUUUGGUGGUCGGCAAAAGCUAUGUGUUGGGAAGGAGCGGUCAAGCGAACUCGGUGAGUGCGGCUGCGUGUGUUGCACGCAUGCUUAGUCCUUGGGCCAGCAACGCUAUUCGUCUGUUUUCCGACAUUGGUAUGAGAAAUGAUGCUGUUAAAGUGUCCGUCGAGAGCCUCGUGCCAAGGCAAAGCUGA